This is a messenger RNA of Phytomonas sp. EM1, 414 nucleotides long. NCBI's taxonomy places the organism in Eukaryota, Euglenozoa, Kinetoplastea, Trypanosomatida, Trypanosomatidae. The record is from the annotation of a GenBank genome assembly.
UUGCACAUUUCGUUUUGCUGAUUUUUUAAGAGGAAUACUCAGAUAGAUAUUUUUUCCUUUCUGUGUGCGCGUAUUUGCGGUAGGCUAUGGAGGAAUACGUUAGUAUGUUGUAUGAUGACAUUUUUAGCGCUCUAUCAAAGGACAAAAAGAAACGUUCAUCCCGCAAAUCGAGGUCCAAAAAGCAAAGUAUUUAUAGGGUCUGCCAUGGCAAUGGGCGUUUCUGGUGUCCUGAGCCCUACAACCUCAAAGACUGGGCUUUCGUUAGGAGGAGGCGUGUGAGCUUCUCAAGCAAUGUGCAGGUAAUUCUUUUCGACAAGGAUAGUUGAAUUCCAGUAGAAAUGAGAAUGCUUAUUUCUUUUCAAGGUGAGAGAUUUUCUGCUACUCUAGUCUUUCUCUUCGAACAUCGAAAGAGCA